Molecule: messenger RNA, 715 nt
Organism: Propithecus coquereli (Coquerel's sifaka)
Lineage: Eukaryota; Metazoa; Chordata; Mammalia; Primates; Indriidae
Product: maestro heat-like repeat-containing protein family member 7
Exons: 5
Cellular component (GO): cytoplasm
Source: RefSeq, a predicted model, not a curated record
GGCCAUGGUGCACUACUCCUGCCAGGAGCUGUGCCGCAUCCUCUACCUGCUCAUCCCGCUCCUGGAGCGCGGCGACGAGAAGCACAAGAUCACUGCCACCGCCUUCUUUGUGGAGCUCCUCCAGAUGGAGCAGGUGCGCCGGAUCCCUGAGGAGUACUCUCUGGGGCGGAUGGCAGAAGGCCUGAACCACCACGAUCCCAUCAUAAAGGUGCUGUCCAUCCGAGGCCUGGGCAUCCUGGCCCGCAGGACCGAGAAGAUGGCCAAGGUGCAGGCCCUCCUGCCGUCCAUGGUGAAGGGCCUGCAGGGCCUGGAUGGGAUGCUGGUGGUGGAAGCACUCCACAACCUCAAGACCAUCUUCAAGGGGCAGGGCCGGAAGUUGGUGGACAGCUCGGUCUACCUGGAGAUUCUGCAGGUCCUGCUGCCGCACUUCAGUGACUCACGAGAGGACGUGCGCUCCUCCUCCAUCAGCCUGUAUGGGAAGGUGGUCCAGAAGCUUCGGUCCCCACACACUGAGUCCAUGGAGGAGCAGCUGGUCAGCACCCUGGUGCCACUGCUGCUGACCAUGCAGGAGGGCAACGCCAAGGUGGGCCAGAUAUGUAUGAAGACCCUGUUCCAAUGUUCUUGCUUCAUGGCUUGGGAGUUGCCGAAAAGGGCUUAUAGCCAGAAGCCCUGGGACAACCAGCAGCAGACAGUGGCCAAAAUUUGCAAGUUCCUU